Scleropages formosus (Asian bonytongue) is the source of this 1830-nucleotide messenger RNA. Its product is annotated as protein ABHD4-like. The record is from RefSeq and is a predicted model, not a curated record. The transcript is spliced from 8 exons. NCBI's taxonomy places the organism in Eukaryota, Metazoa, Chordata, Actinopteri, Osteoglossiformes, Osteoglossidae. Gene Ontology annotation, molecular function: lysophosphatidic acid acyltransferase activity; phosphatidylcholine lysophospholipase A1 activity. Bases 91 to 1170 code for a protein of 359 amino acids. Gene Ontology annotation, biological process: lipid homeostasis; phosphatidic acid biosynthetic process. Gene Ontology annotation, cellular component: mitochondrion; lipid droplet.
UAGUCAAUAGGUUCUAGUACACGUAACGUAGUGACAUGUUUACUAUGUUUGAGUGUGUCAUUCCAUGACUAGUGCUUUUUGCCUACUCUAAUGGAGGACGAAACUGACAUAGAGGCCCCAUCCAGCUGGAUCCGGUGGCCUUCCUGGAGACCGACGUCCGCGUCCCUCCUGAAGAGCAUCGAGGCAAAGAUCCUGGCCUGUAUUCAGAAUGACCUCUGGGCCAGGUAUGUGACCUUACCGAGCCAGGACAGGAUAUGGACCCUCACGGUGGCAAACAAGAACUCCCGCAUGCAGUCAGUGUCAGGCUCUCAGACACCCCUGGUGAUGGUCCAUGGCUUUGGAGGUGGGGUCGGUCUUUGGAUUCAAAACCUGGACUCUCUCUGUCACUCGCGCAUGCUCCACGUGUUCGACCUGCUGGGCUUUGGUCGCAGCUCGCGGCCCCAUUUCCCCUCGGACGCGGCCCUGGCUGAAGAGCAGUUUGUGCGCUCCAUCGAAGAAUGGAGGGCAACCUUGGGUGUGCAGCAUAUGGUCCUACUGGGCCACAGUCUGGGGGGUUACCUGGCAACAUCUUAUGCCAUCCAGUACCCUGAGAGGGUCGCUCAUCUCAUCCUGGUGGACCCCUGGGGAUUCCCUGAGCGCCCCAAGCUUGGCAGUGAAGCCGAGACAGGGGGUCAAGGGUCAGCAGUGAAGAGGCAGGCCCCUCCCCGAUGGGUGAAAGCAGUGGCAUCAGUGGUGUCUCUGUUCAACCCUCUGGCAGUCAUCCGAGCAGCAGGACCCUGGGGACCAGGGCUGGUGAAUAGAUUCCGUCCAGAUUUCAAAAGCAAGUUUGAGGACCUGUUUGAUGACACCACCAUGACUGAGUACAUCUACCACUGUAAUGCCCAGAGCCCAAGUGGAGAAGUGGGCUUCAGGGCCAUGUCCGAGUCCUUGGGCUGGGCCAAGAGACCUAUGCUGCAAAGAGUUCACCUGCUGUCCCCCACCCUGCCUGUCACCCUGCUGUAUGGGUCACGAUCCUGGGUGGACAGCAGCUCUGGACUUCACAUGGAGGAUCUGAGACCCAAGAGCUAUACUCACACUGUGGUCAUAGAUGAUGCCUCUCAUCAUGUCUACGCUGAUCAGCCACAGGAGUUCAACAGGGUGGUGCAGAAUAUAUGUAGUUCUGUAGACUAACAGCCUGUGCAUGUGAGAGAGAGAUACUAAGGAGUGUUUGUGUGUGUGUCUUGGUCUGUCGGGCAGCAGAGCAGAAGUUUGUAAGGAGUCUGAUUUCAGUGUUUGACCUUGAAGACCCAGAAUGGGGAGACAAUGCAAACAUUUGAAUAGUAUAAUACAGUGUAUACAUAUUGAAAAUGCUGUUGUAAUUCCAGCAGGGAAACAAUUUAUGCAUCUUUUGAAUGCAGAACUUCGUAAUUGUUUUUUAGUUUAAUAAGCUUCAGAUGAGGGUUGGCAAAAUGCUCUCCAGCUACCAUAUACUGGGAACAACAUAAGGGGAGUUUGAUUUUUGAAUUAGGCAAUUUCACUGAAUGAAAAUAUCCCAGUGUUAAUGGUACCUUCCAGAAACCAGUGUCUCUGAUAUCGUGGUGCAGCAAAUCUGACUGAUUCUUUGAAGGAGGAAAAAAGCAAUGCUGAAACUGUAUUGCGGUGCAGCACUUGUGGUACUGUAUGCAGUGUAUGUCUUUUGGGAUGUACUUCAACAUGUACUCUGUGAUUAACGGGACCAGGGGGCUCUUCUUGGGGUGCGAGUUCCUGGUGCUGUGAUGUCAGGGCCAUCAGUAACGCUGCUUUCAUACUUCUUUUUUCUGUGUCUGAUCCCAUUUUACCAUGUAGAAACAG